UACUCCCUUUAUUUUCCUUUUUUAAUCUGUUGGCAGACGAAGAAAAUAUUUAAUCUCGAUUUUGAUUUUCGCGGUUGCCUGAAUUCUCGCUUUAAAUUUUCCCGCCAAGCACAAAAUCCGCUAUAAAUUGUAGAUUUAACGUUCAGCUUGCUGCUUAGCUUUCGUCCAGUUUUCAAAUUCUAGGGUUCCGUAUAUCAGUGUUCCAAAUCCACCCCCAAAUUCGCGGUGUUUGAAGCUGAACUCGCCGUCGACAAACCAUGAGCGCCGUCAACUUGAAAGACGUCACCGUUUUGGCCAAUCCGGCUCCCUUCGUUGACCCCUUCCAAUUCGAGAUUUCGUACGAAUGUUUGACUCCCCUUGAAGACGAUCUGGAGUGGAAGCUCAUCUACGUUGGAUCAGCUGAGGAUGAAACAUACGACCAAGUCCUAGAAAGCGUGCUUGUUGGACCUGUUAAUGUUGGUAAUUACCGUUUUGUAUUUCAGGCUGAUUCACCGGACCCAUCAAAAAUUCAAGAGGAAGAUAUUAUUGGAGUCACUGUGCUACUGCUGACUUGCUCAUAUCAGGGUCAAGAAUUUGUUAGAGUAGGAUACUAUGUGAACAAUGACUACGAGGACGAGCAGCUAAAAGCAGAGCCACCUCAGAAGGUUCUAAUCGAUAAAGUCCAAAGAAACAUCUUAGCAGAUAAACCUAGAGUUACGAAGUUCCCAAUCAAUUUCUGUCCAGAAAAGAAUGAAAAUGAUGAACAGCAGCAGCCUUGUCCUUCACCGGAGCAUGUUGCAGAAACCAGCAAGCAGGGAGACGAGCCGCUAUCCAACCAGUCUUCCAUCGAGUGCUCUUGAACCUAGUCAGAAGUGAUAAGAUCUCGCAGUUAUUUUCUGUCAACUGUUUGCAAGGAAACUAUAUCGUAUGAGCAUUCAGAAGUUGAAGAAAUUUUGCCAUAUGAGCGCCUGUUUAAUUUGGAAGAACAUGUUUUAUUCUGUAGAAGUGAAAUAGAUUGAAUUUGUUUAAACAAUUUGUCAAUAGUGAAGAACAAGCUCUUACAUUUA
Molecule: messenger RNA, 1046 nt
Organism: Salvia hispanica
Lineage: Eukaryota; Viridiplantae; Streptophyta; Magnoliopsida; Lamiales; Lamiaceae
Product: putative histone chaperone ASF1A
Biological process (GO): DNA replication-dependent chromatin assembly
Cellular component (GO): chromatin; nucleus
Molecular function (GO): histone binding
Source: RefSeq, a predicted model, not a curated record